Molecule: messenger RNA, 3405 nt
Organism: Fonsecaea nubica
Lineage: Eukaryota; Fungi; Ascomycota; Eurotiomycetes; Chaetothyriales; Herpotrichiellaceae
Product: sodium/hydrogen antiporter
Exons: 1
Coding region: 1-3405 (1134 amino acids)
Biological process (GO): regulation of membrane potential; intracellular potassium ion homeostasis; sodium ion export across plasma membrane
Cellular component (GO): plasma membrane
Molecular function (GO): sodium:proton antiporter activity
Source: RefSeq, a predicted model, not a curated record
AUGGCGUGGCACCAGCUCGCCAUAGACAAGCCGCAUCUGGUGUACAUCAUCCUCGGCGGGUUCACCAGCAUUUUCAUGCUAUGCUCGCUCUUCAUCAAGGAAAAACUGUACAUUGGCGAAGCAACCGUUGCGACAAUAUGCGGUGUCAUAUUCGGUCCCCAUGCCGCAAAUCUCAUCAACCCUCUGACCUGGGGUAACACGGAUCAGAUCACCCUCGAAUUCUCCCGUAUCGUCCUGGUCGUUCAGUGUUUCGCCGUCGGCGUCGAGUUGCCCAAGGCGUACAUGGAAAGACAUUGGAAGUCGGUUGUGUUCCUCCUGGUCCCAGUUAUGACCUUUGGGUGGCUGAUUACCAGUCUCUUCAUCUGGUGGAUGAUUGUCCCUCUCAGCUGGCUAGAGUCUCUGGUCGUUGCCGCUUGUGUUACCGCCACCGAUCCCGUCCUGGCUUCCUCGGUCGUGGGAAAGGGCAAGUUUGCAAAACGGGUUCCCAAACAUCUUCGAGACGUCCUGUCUGCCGAAUCUGGUUGCAACGACGGGAUGGCUUUCCCGUUCAUCUAUCUGUCUCUCUACUUGGUUAGGUACCACCUGCGAGCCGGAGAGGUUAUUUUUCACUGGACAUGUUUCACGAUCCUCUACGAGUGUAUCUUUGGCGCCUUCUACGGCGUCAUGGUCGGGUACAUCGGCCGCCACGCCAUCAAAUUCGCCGAGCGGAAAGGCUUGAUUGAUCGGGAAAGUUUUCUUGUGUUCUACUUCGUCCUGGCCUUGUUCUGCGCCGGCUCUGGGAGUCUGUUGGGAAUGGACGACCUCCUUAUUGGAUUUGCUGCCGGAGUUGGGUUUUCGAACGAUGGUUGGUUUACCGAGAAAACCGAAGAGUCCCAUGUGUCCAACGUCAUCGAUCUGCUUCUCAACCUGGGCUACUUUGUUUACUUUGGGACCAUCAUCCCCUGGGACCAGUAUAAUGCGCAUGCACACGGUCUCGUUCCAUGGAGGCUUGUUGUCAUUUCAAUCAUGGUCAUCUUCUUCCGUCGGAUACCUGCAAUGCUGGCUCUCAAACCGCUGAUACCCGACGUCAAAACUUGGCGGGAGGCUUUGUUUGCGGGCCAUUUUGGGCCCAUCGGUGUCGGCGCCAUCUUCGCAGCAAUCCUCGCCCGUGCGGAGCUGGAGACAGAUGGAACAACACCUUUGGCCAAACUCCCUGAGGGAAGCGAAGAAUUUGAGCUAAUUUACCUCUUAUGGCCCCUGGUCACGUUCUUGGUCAUCUCAUCCAUUCUCGUUCAUGGCUCAUCAAUUGCCGUGUUCACUUUGGGCAAACGGAUCAAUACUCUGACGAUCACUCUGUCGUACACUCAAGAUAACGAAAAAGGCCCGGCAUGGAUGCAAAGGCUUCCCAGAAUCACGUCUCAGUCGCGGUCGAUGUCGCGCAGGGAAAGCUCAGAAUUGGACGUUGACGAGAAGUUGGAGAUCCCACCCGGAGAACUACCUCCAAUCGGAAUCCCCAAGCUCCAUCUCAGACGACAGCGCGAAGACGAGUAUGAGAAAAGGCCAGCCUCUAGAUCUUCGAGUCAUGGCAGAGCACGGAGGCGGAGAAAGCGCGAUAGGGCUCUGGAAGAGCGCCUGGGAGGACCUGUCAGUCUGAGCGCCAUUGCUCCGUCAAGACUCAGUGAACCCAUGCUCGUGCAACAAGAAUCUGGCUCGGACACAUUGUUCGACAAGUCCGGCGAACCUUCGCCACAAAGUCGUCCAGAGCGCGCUGAGGUCGGAUCAGCAACACCGUCCCCAGAGCGGCAUGAGCAGGAAGCUGAGCCAGAGAGAGCACGCGCCCGCCGUACACGGUCUCCGCCACCUCCAGAUACCCCUGCAGACAUCGAGGCAUAUGAGGAAGGUGACGAUAUUGUGGUUGAGGACGAGGAAGGAAAUGUGAUAGACACGAUUGAUGCCAGUCACAUGUCCCCGGAUGAAAAAGCGGAUGCCAUUGAAAAGGCCCGAAAUCGGUUGGCGAAAGACGAUUCCGGGAAAUUUGCAAAACACAAGCACGAGCCACAUCCCAGAAACGAAGGGGAGGAGAUGGAGGAAGAGAUGGAACAAGCUGUCAUGCCCAAAAGUAUGCGUCAGAGAUUUGAUCAGUGGAAAGGCUUCGGCAGACGGAAGGAGGGAGAGGCAGAACCUUCGAGCUCCAAGCAGGGCGAACGCAAGCGAGGCCCAGCCCAUGCUUACCAGUUUGGCAACACAGUUAUCGUCGAAGACGAGGAUGGCGAAGUCAUCAAGACGUAUAACAUUCCUAGCGAAAGCAGCGGGCCUGGUGGCGACAAGUCGAGGGAACAGCAAGUGCGGGAUGGUCUGCGUCGGAUGAGCACAUGGGUAGGUUUGGGCCGACAAACUGGUCCUGCAGCAGGGCCUGUAGAUCCUGCAGGUCCCAGCGUCGACGCCCCUGCGCCAUCAGAAACCCUAGACCAACCCAAGGAGGAAGCCGUCAAGAAGCGAGAUUUCAGGAGACGCAUUAGCGAUGCAUCCUCUGACGACGACGGCUUGAGAAUGACAAUCUCCAAGGCCGACCAAUACGGCUUGACUGGGUUGCAAAAGAAAGCGCGAGAUGCCCCCGGAACUAUCGCGUUAGGAUCAGGCCGUCGACUGUCGACACGGGACUUUAUCAAGCAGAUGCAACAGCUGGACCCCAAAAGCAAGAUUCGAGAAGUCGAACGCAGUGAUGCCACAGAAGAUAUCAAACGAGAAGUCCGAAGGGCCGCGAAAAUGGAAAAAGGAGGGCUUGGUAAGUUAACUCCCUCUGAGGAGAGCCCAACGCGUGGCCGGACCGAGCCAAAUCUCGGCGGUGCAUCGACUGUUCGCCGCCCAGAUGCUGGCAGAAGAACCGCAAGUGAGCAAGAAGCCGACGAUUAUUUCAGCCCCCAACGUCGUCCAAGACCCGAUCGCUUGGCUACGCGUGAACGGAACCCGACGCUGAGCGAAGAGAGUGAGGAGGACGAGGAAGAGGAUGAGGGAGAAAUUCCAACCCACAAUGUGAGAUCGAGUCUAGCGAAGCACGGCAAAGGCCAGACAGCCGCAGACUUGCGCAGAAGACACCUGGCGAGAAUCCGGUCUGAAGAGGAAGAAGAAAACGACGAGGAAGGAGAAACAGCUGCGGAAAAGAGGCGUCGACUGGCUGCAUUGGGUCUGGGUGACGGGGACGAAGAUUCAAGCAGCGAGGGCGACGAAGACGAACCACGUCGAACCGAAGCUGCUGUGCCAGAACCUACCCAGGAAGCGUCAUCGUCUUCAACUCAACCUAAGGCACGCAUUCAAUGGGGUGGCGAGAGCGGCCGAGAGAAGAAGGAUCCCUACGACAUCUAUGCCGGUGAUCCUAUUGUUGGCGCCGCAAGAAAAUUGAGAGGCAUGAUGAAGAAAAAGGGUUGA